UAGCGGGUUUGGAGGGGGACCGUUCGCCCCGUGACACCAGUUGUGUUUCCCAUCGGUCUCGCUACAAGGCCAUCAGUGUCUCUGUCGUAGCGUUACACUGUUGACACUCCGAACUAUUUCAUGCCUUUAUUUUAAGCAACUUCAAAGACUUAGAGCUCUCUUCUAGUGCUGGAUAUUCUACGCUAGACCAUUCAAUACAAAAGGACUGUUUAAAUAGCGAUUUUAUGACAGCAUUUUGAUAAGGCAAGGCAACCUGUACAGAUCUGGUCAACCUCAUUGGCAAUGAUUUCUCCUAUUUGAAGAAAGAUCUCGCAAAGUUGUAGAAUGGAAUCUGACCUAUGAACCCAAGAAUCUGAAUGUAUUUCUGCUGGAUUACAUUAUUUCUCUAAACACUGGAAGUUUUAUUUUUUAAAUUUUAAAGAGACAUUAUUCACGUCUGCUUAUCAAUAGAGACACGAACUGCAGGAUUGAGGCUUUUUAUGAGUAGAACUGUUGAGGUUGAGGGAAUUACAAACUUUUAUUUUUACUGUGACCAAAAUUGAUCGAAAUACUCUAAUUUUAGUUCACUUUAUAACUGUGUUUGACUGACUUUUACAAUUUUGGAUGUUAUAUUUCAAAACUCUGCAUUGAAUAGUUAGGCCUAUACUUUAGUGCCACUGAAACGAAGAACAACAACUUUGGAUUAUCACUGGGAAAGACAACCGAAUAUUGGAUUGCAAUAGUAUCGUGCUUAAAGUCAGCAGUUUGUUGAACUUUCUGCCAGAGUCAAUCCCCUUGGAGGUUGUCAGUGUGUUGGACUUUCUGCCAGAGUCAAUCCCCUUGGAGGUUGUCAGUUUUGUGCAUCUUAUCAGUGUGUUGGACUGUGGCACUUGAAUGUAAAGUUGUAGCUAGACCCAGCUCUAUGUGGAUCAUAGUCGUCUCUGCCUUUCAGCUAGUCACAGUAUGUUUCUCAGUUACUACCCUUACGGGCAGCCCACAGCGUUAGUACCCCCUUCACCGGCAUCGCACCCUUCCCCUGCCGCACAGACCAUCCUCUCCGCUCCAAGCCACCUAGCCAGGUCUUUCACACCGCAGGACCUCUUCGUGCCGGUCACCGCUGCAGUGACCACGGGCCACCUUCCUCAACAUCCACAGUCGCUUCCGGCCAACCUCUCUGCGGUAACUCCAAUCGUCAUCUGUCGAAAGGUUCCUGUCAAAAGCGAAUUAAAGAGAGGAAGCGAAGAACUGAUGUCUCACGGUACCAUGGUGGCCAAUGGGCUCAGUCCCCACCAGUCUCCUUCAGAGAUAACAGACGCUAAAAAGGCUAAAUUAGAUGGUGCAGUUAUCCCACCUUCAAGAGUUGUACACAUCAGAAGUCUACCAGGUGAAGCUGGAGAGACAGAUAUAGUUCAGUUGGGGAUGUCCUUUGGAAAGAUGACCAAUGUCUUAGUUCUUAAACAAAAAAAUCAGGCAUUCUUAGAAUUUCAAGAUGAAUCAAGUGCUGUGGCAAUGGUGGCUUAUUUUCAAGCCAAUCCUGCUCAAGUCCGCCUUAAACCAGUAUUUGUCCAGUUUUCAAACCACAAAGAACUUAAGACUGAUGCUUCUCAUGCCUUUCAGAACCACAAUGCACAAGCUGCACUGCAAGCUGCACAUUCAGUCAUGGGCUCUGAUGAACAGUCAACUAUCCUGAGAGUUAUUGUUGACAAUGCUUUUUACCCAGUUUCUUUAGAGAUUUUACAUCAGUUAUUUAUUAAAUUUGGAAAAGUGUUGAAAAUUAUUACCUUCACAAAGAACAACACAUUCCAAGCCUUAAUUCAGAUGUCGGAUGCGAUAUCAGCAGCUGCUGCUAAGACGUCACUAGAUGGCCAGAAUAUCUAUAAUGGUUGUAACACACUCAAGAUAGACUACUCUAAACUUAGCAACCUGAAUGUAAAAUAUAAUAAUGACAAAAGUCGAGACUUCACACGGCCGGACUUACCUACGGGUGACCUAAACCUUGAUGCAAUGAGUCUUGGAGGUUCUUCUGGGGUUCUGAUGUCCCCAAUGCCUACCUACCAUCAUGGAUUAACUCCACCUCAGAUCACCACCAUUGGAGCCCUGCCUGCUCAGCAGACAGCAGUGGACUUUCAAGAAGUGAGAGAGGAGCCAACCAUAAUCUGGACCCAGGGUUUAGCUCCAGGCUAUGGCAUACCAGGUUUACCAAUGGGAGCAAUGAGUGCCAUGAAUGCAAUGGGUGCUUUUGGUAUCCCACAUACUGCCUUAGGGGCUGCCAGGAUAGGCUUACCUUUAACUGCUGCCAUGGGAAGCGCUGUCAUUCUUGUGUCUAACUUAGAUGAAGAGAUGGUUACACCAGACGCCCUUUUUACUCUUUUCGGGGUGUAUGGAGAUGUUCACCGUGUCAAAGUAUUGUUCAACAAAAAAGAUAAUGCGCUUAUCCAAAUGGCUGAUCCACAUCAAGCACAAUUAGCUAUAACAUACCUUGACAAAGCCAGGGUUUGGGGCAAACAGAUCCGUGUAGCUCAAUCAAAGCAUCAGCUAGUUCAGAUGCCUAAAGAAGGACAAUCAGAUGCUGGUCUUACCAAAGAUUACGUUAAUUCACCUCUUCACAGAUUCAAACGACCUGGUUCUAAAAACUGUCAAAACAUUUUUCCUCCAUCCCAAGUUCUGCAUUUAUCUAACAUUCCAGCUCAUGUGACUGAGGAUAACCUCACCACUUGGUUCAGUGAACAUGGAGCAGUCAAGGCCUUUAAAUUUUUUCCAAAAGAUAGAAAAAUGGCCUUGAUACAAAUGAACACUGUAGAAGAAGCUAUUCAUGCUCUCAUUGCUAUGCAUAAUUAUCAGAUGGGGGAGAGCUGUCAUUUACGAGUAUCCUUUUCAAAGUCUACCAUUUAACUGUUUUAAGCUGUUCACUAUGGGAUUAUAGAAAUGGACAAAACUUUUAGACAGCAUUAUUACUUAAACAAGCAUCAACUGGAUACAAUGGGACAAUAAACACAGGAGUACUUACUCGUCAGGACUAGCCCAGGGCUAAUGUCAUGGUCUACGUACCAUGCAGUGAUAAAGAAAAUAAAAAACUAGGAGUUUUAAAAAUUAAGAAAUGAAGCUGUAUCUAGUAAGCAAUGUCCAAUUAAGGAUACUAGUAAUUGGCUAUUGUUAAAAAGCAAACAAUUAUAAGCAUUUACUGUUAUUUUAAAUAAUGUUCUAAUUGCUUUUUAUUUACAUGAAAAAUUAAAUCAACUGAUAGUUCAGUGAAUGCCUGGCAGCUAUGGAUGACUAUUAUUAGAACAUAUGUUUUUACCAAAUAGAAUCACCUUAUUUUUUUAAAUUUCAAAAGACUAAAUAAAAUUUUAAUUAAUUAUUAAAAAACUAAGUUUUAAAAAUGUUUUACUGAUAAAAAAAUAUUAAUGUUUGAUUCUAAUAUAAAAAGUUGACAUUUAACUUUAUACAGUCCAUUAAUUGCAAGAUUUUUUAAUUAAAAAAAAACACAUUUAUCAUAAAGUUUAAAAAAUGUUGAAAUGUGUUUCUUUAUUUAUUAAGAGAAGAACAUAAAAUUUUAUUUGUAUGCAUUUAUUACAAUAACAAAAAAACAUAAAUUUGUUAGCUGGGAAUAACAAAUAUUUAUUUAAUAUUACAAAUGAUUCUUUACACUGCAUUAAUUUAUAGAAAUUUGAAUUUGUAAAUUUUACAACUUGAUUGAAAUAUUUUUAUUUUAUUUUACAUGGUAUAACUGUUACAUUUUUAUUCUUCAUUGUUAAAAUAAAUGCAUGCACUAGUUUCUGGUGGUAAUCAGAGUAUCAGAUAUUGAUUGUUCUGUAAUCUUAAAUAUAUGCAGUAUUUUUUAAAUAAACAGAAUUUGUUGAUUACCAAAGAAUAAAUUCAGAACUUCAUGUAAAUUAAGUGUCAUUUCUGUUUCUAAAUAUUUAACAAGACAAAUUUUUGUUUUAGAUUUUUCAAAUGUCAAACUUAAACUGUUAUCAAGCGCACAUCUGUUAUAAUCAUAGACAGAAUUAAUCUUUUUUGUAAUGAAUAAAAGUACUUAGUCUUACUGGGUUUGAUUUAUUAGUAUUUAUGUUUUAGAUAGCCUGGAAAAUGUGCUUAGGUACAGAACAUUUUAAUGUUUUUAAAAGGGUGUUAUUUAAAAGUGCCUUUAUUAAAAAAAAAAACCUUUUGAAAGUGAGUGCCUUUCUAUGGUACCAAGGUCAAGGUAGUAACUGAGGAUUACAAAACAUAUAGAAAUUUAAUUUAUUAGCUUUCCAAGAAACAUUCCUGGUUCAAACAGUAGAGAUUUAUAUAUUUUCAUUUAUGAGUUGAAAAUUUUUUUUUCAUCAGAUUCAAAACCAAAAUAGUUUUGUACACUUGAUAUAUUUUAACCUUAAUAUAUAUAUACAUAUAAGUAUUAGUAUAUGUCUGUAUGUAUAUAUACCAACUUUAAAAAAUCUAAAUGUGGGACAAAUAUUUUCAAUUGGUGCACUGAUCUAUUUGAUCCCUUUUCAUCGGAGAGACUUUUAUAUUUAUGCAAAUGAAGUUGAAAAAAACCCAACUAAUAUGAUGCAAAUAUUCAAACUCAGGCCAAAUGAAGCCCGUAGGCCAUUAAGAAAUUCAACUUUUUUUACUAUGUAAUGAGCGGGUCAUUAAUUCAACUUUAGUUGACUUUAAAGGUCAAGGUUGUUCAAAGUUUGGGUUUCAUUGUCUUAUUUUAAACAGUGAUGCGAAUGUUGAAAGAUACACAUUUUAUGAGACAGCUUUUUGCAAAUUGUGUAAGCUCUUGGACAUAUGAAUGACUUAUACAAUUUACAUAAUUCCUUUUCAUGACAAACUUAAUAUGAUAUUUGUUUUAAAAAGCAUAAUUAAAAUUUUUUUUAUUUUUUAUUUAUACAUGUUUGAAAUGACUUGUGAUAUAUAUUUUUUUUUUAUAGAUUAAAUGGUGUUUUUUUUAAACAUUUCUUAAGGAAGAAAACAAAGAACUACAUUCACAUUGAAACAUGUUUGCUAAUACUUGAGUCCUUUUGUCACAAUAUUUAUGCUAAAAUAUGCAAGAAACUGAAAUCCAUUCUAUAAACAAAAGGACUUUUUGUGUUAAAAUUUGAAAUUAUGUAAAUGGAUAUUUAGUACCUAGUUUUGCGAGAAGUAAUGAAAACAAUGAUAAAGAAAAUCUUAGACGGACAUUUAAACAGAUUACUAUGAGUAUUAAAAUAGUUGUCUUAGUUUAAUUAAUUAUCAUUUGUUUCAUUGCAUUAUCUAUACUUCUUGUUCAAGAUUUUAAUGUCAUAACCUGAAAAACUAUAUAUAAAUUUAUCUUUCACAUAAUAUAUACAACGUGUAUGCAUUUUACCUACAGCUUCGAUUGAUUUUUCUCUUUAUUCAUACCUUUAUAUAGCCUUUAGUAUUUUGUACAUAUUUCAUGAAUGUUUGAAUUCUUUUAUUUCAGUUCACUUCUUUUAAAUUCUUUAAAACAAACUUUUAGUGUUUGUAGAACAUUGCUUUUAUUAGUUGAAGUAAAAUAUAAAAAAAUAUUUAAAAUGCAGUAGUAAACUAUAUAUAUAUAUAAACUAUAUAUAUAUAUAGUCAAUAUUGCUGUGAACAUGUUUAUUUUUAUGUGGAAAUUGAAGCGAAACAGGGUUUUGUUAUCUUGCUUGUUUAUAUAAAAAUGUUUUAUAUAUAUUUGGUAUAUUCAGUUUCACUUGAUUAUUCUUUUUUUUUGUGCAAACUAUUAUAUAGCUAUUAUCUUAUGAUACAGUUACAUUUAAUAAAUUUGUAGAUGGCUGCAUUAGAAUUAUUUUUUAUCUCAUUAGCAUAGCACCCCGAACCCAGAUAUUUAUCUUGAAUUUUCAUUUGCUUUUUUUUGUUCUCAAAGUAAAAUCUUCAAUUUCUCAUUCUGAAUGUCAAAUAAAAUGAUCACGCAAAAACAUUACCAUUUCAUUUUAGAGAUAAACUAUAAAGAUAUUUGUGUUUUAAGUCCAUUAAGUUAGUCCUACAAGGACUUUGAUCCUGCAAGGACUGCCAGUAUAAACAAUGUGCAAUUCAAAUGCUUGUUUUUUUAAUUUGCUUUUUUUUUAGUGAUAAUGUCAGAUGCUAAACCAUACAUUGAUUCACAGUUUUUUUUCUGAAAACCAGACAUAUGUUGGAAUAAAACAUGUGUAAUAAACCAGUUAUGAAAUGUUUAUAUUUGAAAUUCAAACUUAAUGUGAAACUAAAAGUAUAAAUCUUUAUUUUAUACAUGAAAGAAUUGGACACAAUUUUAAAAGAAGAGCUAGAAAAAUUUCUUCCAAAUUAAUAGAACAAUGACCAUAGAAAGGAAAAUGUUUAGAAAAAUGAAUUGCCAAAUUUAGUUUUUUAAUAUGGAUAAGUAUUAUAAAACCACAUUUUAAUGUUUUUGUGUUUUUUUUUUAAAUAUUCCAUUUUGAUCUCAUUUUAAUAAAGAGUAUUUGUAUAAGUAUUUUGUAAAAAGAACUUCCAAAACAAGACUAAAAUACCAAUACUAUAUAUUUGUAUUAAGAAACAUAAUACUACAUAUUUGUAUUAAGAAACAUAAGUUCUAGCUGUAAUUCAUUUACAAUUCUUAAUAUUUUUUUGAUUGAAAGAUACUUUUGUUUAAAAUUGAUGUUUUAUUUUCAAUAUCUGUAUAAAAAUGAAAUAUCAAUGUGCCUAUUGCCAAUUUAUUUGUGCUGCAUUUUAUAAGAUUAACAGCAUUUUAUUAUAUAAGAUAAUCUGAUAAAUAUCAAUGACAAAACAUUUUAUGUAUAAAAUUUUAUACUUAUACAUUUAAUAUAUAUAUAUAUAUAAAUAUAUUUUAUAUUAUUAUUAUUAAUAUUAAAUGUGUUUACUGUAUUUGAAUAGUUUAAAAUAAUGCAUUUUCCCUUAUAUUUUGUUGGGAAGAGUAAAGACUCAGUAAGUACCGGUAGUUAAAAAAAACAACAAACAAUUGAUGAAUACAAUUAGAAACACAUAGUCUUUACAAUUCACGACAGCAUUUACAUUUUAUACCCAGUGUUACAAGUUACAUAUAUUUAUUUUUCUACAUCUAUAACACUUCAAAUUAAGAGAAUAUUUUGUGUGUGUGUAUGUGUAUGAGAACUUAUAAUGAGAAAGAAAGCCAAAUAAGUUGUUUUUUUUUACUGUGAAAAUUUUUUCUGAUAUUAAAGGUUCAGAUUAUAAUGUGAAAUUUACCACACACAAAAAGAGUAUGUUUUUGCUAAUUAAUAUAAAUGCUUGAAAAUAUUUUUAUUAGAAAAAAUAUAAUGGCUAGAACGUUUGGAUUUUCUGUUUAUUUUAAAUAACAUUUUUUCUGAUUUGUACUUAUUUCCUUUGCACUAUAUAACUGUUUCAUUUCCUAAUUGUAUAUCCAAUGCUGCACAUAUUUAGUGUUCUUCUAUAUUUUUCAUAUAUUUCUCUUAAAAUGUAAAACCCUUUUAGCAUUUUUAGUUUUUAAAUAUCUUUUUCAUCUUAUUUUUCUUUGGUUCGAAAAUCUAUUUUAUUUGUAAACAUCAUUGUUUUUUUUUUUUUUUUUUUUUUUUAGAGAACCUCUGGGCUGAUGGAAUAUAUUUCUGAUUCAUUUUUAUCCUAAGAAUAAAAAAAAAUAAUUUUAGUACAUAAAUAAAUAAAGUUUAAAAAAAAAUUAUUUUUUUGACAUUCUAAACAGCUGUUAUCAACCUGUUUUGCUAAUUUUGGGAUAAAUAAAAUUUUUAGGAUUUUGUUUUCUAGAAAAUUAAAACAGAAAUUGUAGUUCCACAUUUUUAACUUUCCUAGUACACUUGAUGGGGAAAGGAGGAGGGAAUCUUCUUUUAAAUUCAGUUUUGUUUGUGUCAACUCUCUGUAGACCUUGACCUUGUAUAGUAACUAACCUUCAACUAUCUACCUACACUAUUUGCUUUGUAUUGCUUCAUUGAUGGUUAGGGCAAAAUAAAACCCUGGAAGUAAA
Biomphalaria glabrata is the source of this 7897-nucleotide messenger RNA. Its product is annotated as polypyrimidine tract-binding protein 2-like. The record is from RefSeq and is a predicted model, not a curated record. Gene Ontology annotation, molecular function: mRNA binding. Gene Ontology annotation, cellular component: nucleus. Bases 943 to 2871 code for a protein of 642 amino acids. The transcript has 21 exons. Gene Ontology annotation, biological process: regulation of RNA splicing; mRNA processing. Lineage: Eukaryota; Metazoa; Mollusca; Gastropoda; Planorbidae.